Messenger RNA from Acanthopagrus latus (yellowfin seabream), 1875 nucleotides. RefSeq names its product eukaryotic translation initiation factor 1A domain containing (gene eif1ad). The coding region runs from base 375 to 917 and encodes 180 amino acids. Gene Ontology annotation, molecular function: RNA binding; translation initiation factor activity. NCBI's taxonomy places the organism in Eukaryota, Metazoa, Chordata, Actinopteri, Spariformes, Sparidae. The transcript has 5 exons. Gene Ontology annotation, cellular component: nucleus. The record is from RefSeq and is a predicted model, not a curated record. Gene Ontology annotation, biological process: translational initiation.
UGUUUUUUAAAUAAACGGAUGACUUUAGUCAGGCAGGAAAUAGCAAAUGAUGCCGAAGUGACAAAAUUCAAUUCUAAAUCUCAUUUCUUCAUCUGAAAUGUUAAGUGUAGUUCUGGCCAUCGCAGGGUCGUUUAGUCCGAAGAUAAAGAGAAACAGACGAGCUUUAUUUUGAAAUGGUGGAACACUCGUCCUCGGAAGUACAACGUUUAGUGUCGUCAGAAAACAGAGACGCAUGUGGUUCGGCUUUAAUGAUAAAACAUUGCAACGUGUGUUUUUCGAAAGUGUUUUUUAGCUGCUGUCAAGCUUCCCAGUAACACAUUUUUUGUUUCUCUCUCUCUCAAGCUGGCGAAGGAACCAGAAGCCCACCUUUAAUAAUGUCACAGGCCACUAAACGCAAACAUGUCGUCAAGGAGGUUCUUGGAGAUUUUGUCAUGCCCACAGAGAACCAGCAGAUUGUAAAGGUCACUGGUAGCCGUGGUAACAACCUCCAUGAAGCUGUCACGGCCCAGGGUGAGACUUUCCUAGUGAGCAUGCCCACCAAGUUCCGCAAGAACAUCUGGAUCAAGAGAGGUGAUUAUGUGAUUGUGGAUCCCAUUGAAGAAGGAGAGAAGGUGAAGGCUGAGAUCAGCUUCAUUCUGUACAAAGAUCACAUUCAGAACCUGCAAAAACAACAGCAGUGGCCAGAGGGUUUCAUGGAGGAGCCGUCAGAGCAGGACAAGAUAAGCAAACAUCAGGAAAAGGAAGAGGGGGAGGAGGAGAAAGAUGAGGAAGAGGAUGUCAGUGACUCUGAAGAUGAUGAGAGUGACCUCUUUGUAAACACCAACCGCUGUAACUACCAGUACAGCGAGAGUGAGGAGGAGGAGGACAGUGAGGAGCAGGAUCAUGUCAAAGACGAAAGGACAGGAAAUGGCUCCUAGUGGCAGAGCUGAAUACGUGGACAGUCGUGAGUCUGAGCUGUGGAGAUCAUGAAAUCUGACUGGUGCUCCUCAUACAACAGCUCCCUCUGCAGUUCUUGUAUGACAGGCUUUUGAAGACAUUAAGUGGCUGGGCUGAAUGAAUGGACUUCAGGUUAAUAGAGCAAAAAUAAGUCUUGUCUCCAAAAAAUCAGUAAUGUUGAAAUCAACUAUGAAACUAGUGAUUUACAAUGCUUGAAAUUCUGUAAUACAUAUUUCUGAUGUAUUUUUCAGUGUCUUUCUGAAAAUGUAUCACUAGAGCAUGUUUAUAAACUGAUCUUCAGUGCAGCCAGUCCUACAUUACAUUAGGGUAAACUGUAUAUGCAGAUAAUAACAUACAUUUGCAGGGAAAGGUUAAUGUAAACUCUUAUAUCCACUCAUUCUCCUUCAUAGGACAAAAUAAAUCUGUCAAAAAUUUACAGUAUUGCAUAAUAAUACUAAACCCACAUCUGUCAUGUUUGAUUUCAGUUGUAAUGACAGUUAGAGGGGUUAGGGUGUGGCUAGGAUCUUCAGCACCUUGAGAGACGCCAAGAUCGAAAAGUGGCCAAAGGUAUGUCAACUGCUGCUCAGCGGCGUAUGCUCAUCCCCAGACUGGUAUACUGAUCCUUGUAGUGGUAUGCUGCUGUUAAUGUGCUGAUAUUCCACCAACACAUGACAGUAUGUUCCGCUUUAGACUGUUAUGCCAUUGACAGAAUGUUGGAUGGGCACUGUUGACCAACUGAUAGCAGAAACUUUGAGUCAACCAACCAACCAAACAAUACUUACUGACAAAUUUAAUUUAUUAGAUUAGGGAAACAAAAUAAUGUCAUACUUCAUAUAAACAUUGUGGGACAGUAACCAUCGUGGCAUACUAUGCAUCACGUUGACUAUACUUGGAAUGACUGGAAUAAGCUGCUAAUAAACAAAAAAGAUGACUGGCAUA